Rhododendron vialii is the source of this 1658-nucleotide messenger RNA. RefSeq names its product pyruvate dehydrogenase E1 component subunit alpha, mitochondrial-like. Gene Ontology annotation, biological process: pyruvate decarboxylation to acetyl-CoA. Gene Ontology annotation, cellular component: intracellular membrane-bounded organelle. The transcript is spliced from 9 exons. Gene Ontology annotation, molecular function: pyruvate dehydrogenase (acetyl-transferring) activity. NCBI's taxonomy places the organism in Eukaryota, Viridiplantae, Streptophyta, Magnoliopsida, Ericales, Ericaceae. The record is from RefSeq and is a predicted model, not a curated record. The coding region runs from base 197 to 1372 and encodes 391 amino acids.
AGCUUUCUCCUUCUCCUUCUCAUUUUUUUUUUUGGUUGACUCAACCCCUCUCUCUCUCACCUAACCCCACUCUCUCUCUCUCUCUCUCUCUCUCUCUCUCUCUCUCUCCAGUUUCUCGGGACUCCAUCCUAGAGAGAGAACCAAGAACCAUUCACAGAUCGGUUGAAUCGAAAAUUCCUAUUUUCCACCGAUCGAGAUGGCACUAAUCCACCGCUCCUCCAUCCUAAAACCCCUCUCCACCGCCGCCGCCGCCUCCUUCCCCUCCCUCCGCCGCCCCUUCUCCUCCUCCGACACCAUCACCGUCGAGACCAGCAUCCCCUUCACCGCCCACAACUGCGACCCCCCCUCCCGCUCCGUCGAGACCUCCCCCGCCGAGCUCAUGUCCUUCUUCCGCGACAUGGCCACCAUGCGCCGGAUGGAGAUAGCCGCCGACUCGCUCUACAAGGCCAAGCUCAUCCGCGGCUUCUGCCACCUCUACGACGGCCAGGAGGCCGUCGCCGUCGGGAUGGAGGCCGCGAUCACCAGGAAGGAUUGCAUCAUCACGGCAUACAGGGAUCAUUGCUUGUUCCUUGGCCGUGGCGGAACCCUAGUCGAGGCCUUUUCUGAGCUCAUGGGACGCCAGGCUGGGUGUUCAAAGGGCAAGGGUGGAUCUAUGCAUUUCUACAAGAAGGAAGGUGGAUUUUACGGAGGCCAUGGGAUUGUUGGGGCUCAGGUGCCCUUAGGUAUUGGAUUGGCCUUUGCUCAGAAAUACUCAAAGGAAGAUCAUGUGACUUUUGCCUUGUACGGUGAUGGCGCGGCAAAUCAGGGGCAGUUGUUCGAGGCCCUUAACAUGGCUGCGCUUUGGGAUCUCCCUGCAAUUCUAGUGUGCGAAAACAACCAUUAUGGAAUGGGAACUGCUGAAUGGAGAGCUGCAAAGAGUCCUGCCUAUUACAAAAGAGGGGACUACGUUCCUGGUUUGAAGGUAGAUGGUAUGGAUGCCUUUGCUGUGAAACAAGCAUGCAAGUUUGCCAAGGAACAUGCUUUGAAGAAUGGACCCCUUAUUCUUGAAAUGGACACUUACAGGUACCAUGGUCACUCUAUGUCUGAUCCUGGGAGCACCUACCGCACCCGUGACGAAAUUAGUGGUGUGAGACAGGAGCGUGAUCCACUUGAAAGAAUUAGAAAGCUGGUUCUGUCUCAUGACCUAGCCACUGAAAAGGAGCUAAAGGAUAUUGAGAAGGAAGUGAGAAAAGAGGUUGAUGAUGCCAUUGCUCAAGCCAAGGAAAGCCCAAUGCCAGAACCCUUUGAACUCUUCACCAAUGUGUAUGUGAAAGACUUCGGAGUUGAGUCAUUUGGAGCAGAUAGGAAAGAACUCAGAGCUGUGCUUCCUUGAGAAAAUCCAAUUGGCGACGUCUGGACCAAUAAGACAUCAAAAAAAAGAAGAGAAUAUCCCCAAAUAAAUGUUUUUGACAAUUUCAUCCCGUUACACCAGCAGCCUUUUUGUGGUGUAGGUAGUAUUUUUUUACGUUCCAGUUAUUGGGUACAAAAAUUACCCUCAAAUGAUGUAUUCAUUUUUUGGGUCCCACGUUUCAUUUUUACCUGACCUUGAAUGUGCUUAUCAGGUGCCCCUGGAGUUUCUGAAUAUUGUGGUGUGUAAAUUGAUUUUUGGCUUGAAUUCA